This is a messenger RNA of Ectocarpus siliculosus, 1722 nucleotides long. Lineage: Eukaryota; Phaeophyceae; Ectocarpales; Ectocarpaceae. The record is from the annotation of a GenBank genome assembly.
AUGAGGGUUGCCCUGUCCAGGGCACUGUCGGUGCUCGCCCCCCUGGCUGUUGUUCAAGCCAAAAACUCGUGUCUGGACCCCAACAGCUCCGACUACCGCUGCGGCGCGGCUAUCGUGGCCAAGGAGCAAUCGACGCUGAGUCUUGUUGGCUGUGGUCUUACAGACGAUGACUUUGAUGAUCUGGAAGUCUGCACAACUGUCGGGAGUCAACUCCAGGAUCCAUCAGUGGAACAACUGGACCUCUACAACAACACCCUGACCACGCUUCCGGGGGAGUUUUUUCAAUCUUCGACGUCAUGGACAUCCCUGAACUUCUCCUACAACAACCUGACUACACUCCCGGAAGAGGUAUUUCAACCAUUAACGGCCCUUACAAAUCUGAACCUCUGGAGCAAUCAGCUGACUACGCUUCCGGAAGGGAUUUUCCUAUCCUUGACGUCCCUGGAGCGGCUGUACAUCUUCGAGAACAAGCUGACAUCUCUUCCGGAAGGGAUUUUUGGAUCCUUGGCGUCCCUGACAAAUCUGAGCGUCGGAGCCAACGACCUGGCCACGCUUCCGGAAGACAUUUUCGAGUCUUUGACGUCCGUGACGCACCUGCACAUCCAAGACAACCCGCUGCUCACGCUUCCGGAGGGAAUAUUUCGAUCUUUGACGUCCCUGACGACUAUGAGCAUCUCGACCACCAGUCUCACCACGCUCCCUGAAGGGAUUUUCCAAUACUUGACGUCCCUUUCAACUCUCUGGAUCCGAGACAACGACAACCUGAAGACGCUUCCGGAAGGGAUUUUUCAAUCCUUGACGUCGCUGGCAAUUCUGAACCUCAGUACCAACAAACUGAUGGCGCUUCCGGAAAAGAUUUUUCAACAUUUGACGUCCCUGGAAUAUCUCUGGAUCCGAAACAACGACCUGACCACGCUUCCGGAGGGGAUUUUUCAAUCCUUGACGUCCCUGAUAGAAAUAGACGUCAAUGGAAACCCGAAUCUGGAGUGCCUGCCUCCAGCACCUGAACCAACGACUGAUGUUAUCGGAUACACUGGGGCAACAGGCGUGUGCGGGUGUGAACUCUCGGACGGAACAAGUCCAUGUGGCCAAGACCCGGCGUGCUCUCCUGGUCCCGAAGGGUACACGUGCGCCCAAACGUGCUCCAACGGACUUGCCGGUUACGAGAAUUCGGGCGCCUGUUGUUCAGUUGGCUGCGGCACAUGCGGCGGAGAAGGAUGUUCGCAGCUCGGCGAAGGUGCGGAGUCGUGCUGCACGUCCAACAUCAUUGCUGCCCGCGAACCUUGCAGCGAGAAAGGGGCAGCUCCGUGCAUCAUGGACACCGAUCAAACGUGUUCUAACGGGCUUGCCGGUUUCGAGAAUUCGGGCGCCUGUUGUUCAGUUGGCUGCGGCACAUGCGGCGGACAAGGAUGUUCGCAGCUCGGCGAAGGUGCGGCAUCGUGCUGCACGUCGAACAUCAUUUCUGCCGGCGAACCUUGCAGCGAGAAAGGGGCAGCCCCAUGCGUCGUGGACCCCGCUCAAACGUGCUCCAACGGGCUUGCCGGUUACGAGAGGUCGGGCGCCUGUUGUUCAGUUGGCUGUGGUAUGUGUGGCGGAGAAGGAUGCUCGCAGCUCGCCGAAGGUGCAGAGUCGUGCUGCACGUCCAACAUCAUAGCUGCCGGCGAACCUUGCAGCGAGAAAGGAGCAGCUCCAUGCGUCAUGGACCCGGAUUCGGGCAUGUGA